Molecule: messenger RNA, 1661 nt
Organism: Dinoponera quadriceps
Lineage: Eukaryota; Metazoa; Arthropoda; Insecta; Hymenoptera; Formicidae
Gene: Mlc-c
Product: myosin-2 essential light chain
Exons: 3
Coding region: 404-871 (155 amino acids)
Cellular component (GO): myosin II complex
Molecular function (GO): calcium ion binding; myosin heavy chain binding
Source: RefSeq, a predicted model, not a curated record
CCGAGAGAGGUCCGAACGAGGGGGGCUCGGCUCCGCGCGCGCGUCUCGUUUCCCCCGGGUUCUUAAUUCAGGUCAAGAGUAUCAUCGCCUUUUUCGACGCAGCCCCCCUCGGCGUAAGGAGAUCGGAUCGGGGAUCGCCUUUUAUGGCUCGGUAUUUGAAGGCGAGCCGCGCUCCUUGCCGUCGGCGGCUCAAUCGCGCGCUCUCGUCCGCCGCCUCGCGACCAUCCCUCGCGAGAUUCACUGCUCUCCGUCGGAUCCGUGCACUUGGCUCCGUCAAGGCGUAGAGUUAAAUAAUUGGGCCGUCCCGGUAACGACACGGUCCUCAUCGGCGUUAUCGCGUGUGUAUGUGUGUGUGCGACAGUGCCUUAUCUCGGGAGGGAUAAAACGCGCGCACGCUGGCGAAAUGUACGGCUAUAGCUAUCAGGAGCUGUCUCAUAGGAUGAUGUCAUCCAUGGAGGAAUUCCAGGAGGCCUUUCAGUUGUUCGACAGCCGCGGGGACGGGAAGAUCCACGUGGCUCAAAUCGGAGACGCGUUGCGCGCCCUGGGACAAAAUCCGACCGAGUCCGACGUGAAGAAGUUCACCCACCAGCAUAAGCCGGACGAGCGCAUCAGUUUCGAAGUCUUUCUGCCGAUCUACCAGGCGAUCAGCAAGUCCCGCACCUCGGACACGGCGGACGACUUCAUCGAGGGUUUGCGUCAUUUCGACAAGGACGGAAACGGCUUCAUAUCCUCCGCGGAGCUGCGGCAUCUUCUGACGACGCUCGGUGAGAAGCUGAGUGACGAGGAAGUGGAAACGUUAUUAGCGGGCCACGAAGAUUCACAGGGUAAUAUUAAUUACGAAGACUUUGUCCGCCAGGUGAUGUGCGGCUGAGUAGUUAUUUAAUCGCGUAUAUAAGAGAGUAUUAUUAUUAUUAUUAAUAUUAUUAUUAUUAUUAUUAUUAUUAUUAUCAUCAUCGUCGUCGUCGUCGUCGUCGUCGUCGUCGUCUCGUUUAAUUUGCCAUUAUAUCUGCCGGGUCUGUUGAAGCGUUUACUUUUUGAGAAUUGUCAUAUCACAGCAUGUGUACCUAUAUGCGACGAUUAAUCUCGAGGGGAUCCCCAACGCGAACACUCUAUUUUGUUAUGUGGGAAAAAAGAGAUUAACCCUCUUUACAAUUAAGAAUCUAAAUUAGUUUAACCAAUGGUAGAGGUAAAGAACAAUCUAGCGCAUUGUGCCUUGAACAUACUCCGACUUUACGAGCAUUUAGUGAUAUUGAUAGUAAGCCACUCUUUAGCAAGAGAUCCGGAUUUCGCGGACAUUCCAAAUUUCUUGAGAUAGACUAAACGAAGAACAGCGAGGUUAUACAUACGCGGGCUUCUUCAAGGCGAAGACCAAGCAUUUUCGAUUCACGCUGAUGAUACUUAACGUAACUCUUCUUUCCCCCUUUCUUCUGUCUCGGUCGAGUUCGAUAUACCCCGCCGUAUGGUUAUAGAAUGUGUAUGUAUGCGAGAACUUUCCUAUCUAUCUACGCCUUCCACGCGUCCUAGAAAAAGCAUCGCGGCGUAUACGAACGAUAUUUACUUUAUUUAUUUAUGCAUGAGCAUAUAUUUAUGUCAUCAAGACGCGUGUAUGCAGAACGAAGAAUAUUGUACGUUGUGAUGAAUAAAAAGAUGGCUCUAACAAA